Messenger RNA from Dicentrarchus labrax (European seabass), 2751 nucleotides. RefSeq names its product S9 family peptidase (gene apeh2). Gene Ontology annotation, molecular function: serine-type endopeptidase activity. Lineage: Eukaryota; Metazoa; Chordata; Actinopteri; Moronidae. The record is from RefSeq and is a predicted model, not a curated record. Gene Ontology annotation, biological process: proteolysis. The transcript has 22 exons. The coding region runs from base 298 to 2508 and encodes 736 amino acids.
AUUCAUGAAUUCAACAUGGAGUCGCUUGGUGCUGCGAAAAUCAUUGUUGUGAAAUGUUGAAUCAAGUCCAGAAGAGACGAUAAAACCAUUCACAGACUAACGUAUACGCCCAAUGAACGGUACCGGAGGAAAAGCGACGCUGAGGACUGUGUGAACCCUGCGCGCGGCCGCUAACGGGACCCGGUGUAACGUUACUGCUUGAUGCAUGAGUUUGCACUUGAGCUGCUAGCGUUGGACCGUGUGACAGCCUGGUGACUUAAAUGUGAGCUCUCUCUCUCUCUGUGUGUGUGUGUAUGUAUGUGUGUGUGUCAGCAGACACAGAUGGACCAUUCCGGACAAAUCACCGGGGUGUACGGGGAGGUCAGCUGCCUCCCUACGCCUGUUUCUGCCCAUGUGAGUGAGGAGCAGCUCCCCGAGCUCCGGAUCUACACUGUGGCCACAGAGUGGAGUCAGGGCGACCUGGUCCGAGGCUCCAGACUUCGCUACUCGCAGCAGUGGACACUGAUCAGAGACAGCAACGAGCACAAGAGCAUCAGGACCGUCCUCCCACCAGGACCCUGUGUACCUGUGUCUAGAGAGUUACUCAGUGGACUCUCUCCCAUUCGCAGCCUGAGGGCCGUUGUCAGGGAAACCGUUGGCCACCAGCUCCUAGAGAUAUGGGACCAGCACUGCCUCAGGAAAUGCCUCAACCUGACUGCUCUCAACAAACACGGCAGAGUGUACGAUGACGCCCAGUUUGGCUGUCUGUCAUGGUCAGAGUGUGAGAACAAACUGCUGUAUGUAGCCGAGAAGAGCACACAUGAUGAGGAGUCUGCAUGCAGGACGGACAGGAGUGUGUACUGUGAAGACUGGGGCGAGGCUCUGACCAAUAAAAGCGUUCCAGUGAUGUGUGUGGUGAAUAUGCAGAGCGGCUCUGUCAGCGUGCUGCAGGGCGUCCCGCCUGACGUCUCACCUGGACAGGCUUUGUGGGCUCCCGGCAGUCAGUCUGUGUUUUUUGUUGGUUGGUACCACGAACCCUUCAGACUUGGACUGAAGUAUUGCUCCAACCGCAGGUCAGCGUUAUUCAAGCUCGACCUGGAUGGGAACUGUGAGAGUCUGUCUGGGGACAACCUGUCUGUGUCCUGUCCCAGGCUGAGUCCAGACGGGUCCACGCUGAUCUACCAGCAGGGUCAAGUGUUUGGUCCUCACAGCCAGUGCCUCAGUCUGCAGCAGUUGGACCUGAAGAGCGGGAAGACGUCCACACUGUUGGAUGUUGUCAACAGACCGCAUACUGGUGAGUUUGCAGGUGUGUAUGAAGCUCUACCGCCCUGCUGCUGGUCUGCAGACAGUCAGAGAGUGGUGUUCAGCAGCGCCCGCAGAAACUGGAAGGAUCUCUUUAUGGUCGACAGAAGAUCAAACAAAGUUACCUCCCUCUCUGAUAAUCCUCUUCCUGAUCCUCCUCCCCUCCUUCCUCCUCCUCCUCCUCCUCCACCCACUCAUCUUCAUCAUCAGGAACACAAGCGAGAACAGGAAGGUCUCUUUGAUCUGCCCAAACUUUUUGGCAGCUGGAAGCUGCUCACAGUUCAGAAGGACCUGAUGGUUGUCUGCUGCUCCAGCCCCAACACACCUCCCACUCUGAGGGUGGGUUUCCUUCCUUCAGCAGGUGAGGCUGUGACCUGGCAAACCCUGCAGCAGCCAAUCAUGACCUUUGACUUCCACUGGACAGUUCUAGAUGUUACACCUCCACAAGACGAGGACAACACACACUACUCUGGUUUAGACUUUGGGGCUGUGCUGGUUAAACCGUCUCGUCUCCUCCAUGAAGCCAAGAUACCUCUGGUCGUCUUCAUCCAUGGUGGCCCCCACUCCCAGUUCCCAGCAGAGUGGAACACCACCACAGCUGGACUGGCUAAACUCGGCUUCGCUGUGCUCAUGGUGAACUACAGAGGAUCCACCGGGUUUGGCCAGGACAGCAUUUUGUCCCUAAUCGGUCAGAUCGGAAGCCAGGAUGUGAAAGAUGUGCAGAGGGCCGUGCUUACUGUGCUGCGGAUGGACAACACCCUUGACCCCAAACGCUUGGCUGUGAUUGGUGGUUCUCAUGGAGGUUUCCUAUCUUGUCAUCUGGUCGGUCAGUACCCAGAGUUCUACAAAGCGUGUGCGGCCAGGAACCCUGUCAUUAAUGCUGCUACGUUAUUGGGCACCAGUGACAUAGUAGACUGGCGUUACACCAGUGUGGGGUUUCAGUACUCAUAUGACCAGAUACCCACUGCUGAAGCCCUGGCUGCUAUGUUAGAGAAGUCCCCCAUCAGACAUGCUGCUCAGAUUAAGGCUCCAGUGCUGCUGAUGCUGGGGGGCAGAGACAAGCGAGUGUCUCCUCACCAGGGUCUGGAGCUCUAUAAAGCACUGAAGAGCAGAGCUUUGCCUGUCAGAUUGCUGUGGUUUCCAGAAGACGGACAUUCUCUGUCCAGGGUGGACACACAGGUUGACUGCUUCCUCAACACAGUGCUGUGGCUGCAGCAGCAUCUCUGAACAUACACACAACAACUGUGAUGAUGAACAAUCUUGAACACACCACUGCCUUUUUAACAACAACAAACACAUUCUACAUGUUACAAUGUACCUGAUUUUGUAAAAACAUUUCAAAGAAAAUUUUACAAACCUAUAUUCAAUAUAGUUUGUCAUGUUUGGUUCCUCAAUGCUGCAUGUAAAGUGUCCCAAACUAUUGUCACAUUUAUAACAACUGAUUAAAAAAACUCAUUAUACUAGUCCUCA